Molecule: messenger RNA, 1833 nt
Organism: Brugia malayi
Lineage: Eukaryota; Metazoa; Nematoda; Chromadorea; Rhabditida; Onchocercidae
Gene: Bma-vps-33.2
Exons: 1
Coding region: 1-1833 (610 amino acids)
Biological process (GO): vesicle-mediated transport; intracellular protein transport
Cellular component (GO): lysosome; CORVET complex
Source: RefSeq, a predicted model, not a curated record
AUGGCUGAUUUUGAUGAUUUUGGUUUACUAGCACAAAUGGCUCGUCGAGAAUUAAUUCAUUUACUUGAAUCGAUACCUGAAGUAAAAGAUUUAGCAGUGGAGUUAAGUUUAAUGCGACCAUUGGAUAAAAUAGCAUCAAUGUCUGUUUUACAAGAACAUAACUGCGCUCAUGUGCAACAAUUUUUGCAUCAUUCAAAUUUAAAAUGGAGUGAAAAUGCUAUACAUCGUGUAUAUAUUAUACGUCCAACGCUUGCUGCAGCAAAAUGUAUUGCUGAACAUAUUUUAGCUGAACCGGAACGAAAUUAUUCGGUAAUAUUUGUUCCACAACGUUUGUAUAUUUGUGAAGAAGAAUUUGAGCGUUGUGGUAUAUAUGGUAUGAUUGAUAUUCUAGAACUUGAAUUACCACUAAUCAAUAUUGAUAAGCAUUUAUUCAGCUUGGAACAUCAUGAAUUUACAAUGGCAACAUUAGUAGAUCAUAAUUUUAUUCAUCUUCGUGCAGUUGCUAAAUCAUUAUGGCAAUUACAAACACUCUAUGGAUUAAUACCAAUUGUUUAUGGUAUUGGAGAAAAUAGUAUAUAUGUAAAUAAAUUAAUGAAAAAAUUACACAAUGAAUUUGGUGAGCCACGUUUAUCAUCGGAUCAAUCAAUUGAUUAUCUAUUUCUAUUCGAUCGAAGUUUAGAUUUGCCAACUGUUUUUCUUACUGGUUUGACAUACGAAUCAAUGGUACACGAUACAUUUGGAAUAAGUUGUGGUAAAGUGAUAUUUGGCGAUGAAGUAAAUAAGCGUAUAAAAAAUGAUAAUAUAAAUCGUUCUAAAAUUACCACAUUGGAUAAUAAUGAUCCAAUUUUUUCAGCUGUACGUAAUAUGCAUAUGACAGCAGUUUUUCCAUUUUUAAGUGCUAAAGCAAAAUCUCUUCAAGCAAGUUACGACAAAGGUUCAAAUCUUGAACAAGUAAAAGAUAUGAAAGAAUUUGUAUCCAAUGAAUUACGAACACUGAAACAACAGCAUAAAUUACUAGAAUUGCAUAUUUGCGCUUGUGAAGUGGUUUUGGAGAAAUGUAAAGGAAUUUCAAGUCGACUUACACUGGAGCAUGCAUUAAUUUCAGGAAAUUUUGAUCCUAAUGAAGUAUUAGCAUAUUUGGAAGAUUGUAUAUGUACUCAACACAAUCAAUGGCAAAUCCUCUUAUUAGCAUGCUUAUGGUCUCUUACACAAAAUGGUAUACCAACCAAAUAUUUCAAUCAAUUUCGAAAUCAAUAUCUCUAUGCUUUUGGCCAUGAAAACCUUGCAAUAUUACAUUUUCUUGGUAUUCAAGGUCUUCUAAUUGAGCGUUCUAUUCCACAACUAACAACUGUACAUAAUGUUAUACCUAUCAAAUCUCAGCCUGUAUCAUCAUUUUCUAAGCCUACAUUUCAAUUUUUAACACGACGUAUGGCACUUCUUCCAGGCAAUACCGAAACAACAAUAAAUCUUCGAAAUCCUGAUCAAAUGCGAUAUGUUUUUUCAGGUGUUUACACACCUAUCUUAUGUAAAAUAGUUAAUGAUACAAUAAAUAAUGGAUGGAAUAUGGAAGAAAUGAAGAUAACUUUUGGUGAUACAGUUUUCUGUGAUCAAAAUUGCUCGCCAAAUGCAAAUCGUCAAACUGAUAAUCGUAUCCGAAAAGUAAUUUUAGUAUAUUUUAUUGGUGGUGUAACAUAUUCGGAAAUUGCUGCAUUAACUUUACUUGCACAAUACAAUAAUUUACGUAUUAUUAUUGCUACAACAAAUAUUAUUCAUCGUGAAAAAUUCAUUAAAGAACUUGCUAACGUAUCUGUUACAUCUUUUUCGGAAAUGUAA